GCGUCCAAAGCCAUGGAGUACCGUAAGCUCUUUGAAUCGCUGGACGUAAACAAAGAUGGGCGUCUAGACGUGAAGGAGUUGGCACAGGCCCUGAAGGAAAGAGGAAUGGUUGGCGAUGAAGCAAAGAAAUUCUUUGAAGUGUCUGACAAAGACAAAGAUGACGAACUUGACAUCGAAGAGUUCACAGAGUACAUGAGUUCACACGUAAAGGAGCUGAAACUAGCCUUUGAAAACUUAGACAGAAACAAAGAUGGUAACAUUGAUGCAGAUGAAAUCAUCGCGUGUUUCAAAGAUCUUGGCGUUGCAAUAACAAAUGUAGAGGCAGAAGAUUUGCUGAAUCGGAUAGACAAAAACCACACGUUGAAGAUUGACUGGGAGGAAUGGAAAGAGUUCUUGUUGUUCCAACCUGGUGCUGACAAAGACAUUCUUCACUACUGGAGACACUCCAGUAUAAUAGACAUAGGUGAAGAUGUUAUUGUCCCUGAUGACUUCACAGAGAAGGAACUGAAGACGGGGCUAUUGCGCCAGCUUGUGGCAGGAGGAAUGGCGGGGGCUGUCUCACGGACUUCCACAGCGCCACUUGAUCGUCUCAAAAUACUUCUUCAGGUGCAUGGGUCAAAGUCCAACAAUCUCAGCAUUGUAGGUGGCUUCAAACAGAUGUUACAGGAAGGCGGAGUCAAGUCACUAUGGCGAGGAAACGGCAUGAAUGUGGUGAAAAUAGCUCCAGAAACUGCACUCAAAUUUAUGGCUUAUGAACAGAUCAAGACAUUGAUGCGUGGGGAAGGGGGAAAGAAGGAGCUGGGUGUAAUAGAGAGGCUAUGUUCAGGGUCUCUCGCUGGGGCCACAUCGCAGACCAUCAUAUACCCCAUGGAGGUGAUGAAAACACGCCUGGCCUUGCGUAAAACGGGACAGUAUAAUGGCAUGUUUGACUGUGCUAUGAAGAUUUACAAGAAAGAGGGACUGAAAGCCUUCUACAGAGGUUACCUACCCAACAUACUCGGUAUUAUUCCGUAUGCUGGAAUUGACUUGGCCAUAUAUGAGACUCUGAAGGGAUUCUACAUGGAGCGAAACAAGAACACUGAUCCCAAUAUCAUGGUGUUAUUAGCCUGCGGAACAACCAGUAGUACAUGUGGUCAGUUUGCCAGUUACCCGCUUGCUCUAGUCAGGACAAGGCUACAGGCACAAGCUGCUGGUGGUGGUUCUGCUGCCAAGGACACCAUGGUCAGCAUGUUCACAAAGAUCCUGAAAGAGGACGGCCCAAGAGGACUGUACCGCGGCAUCGCCCCAAACUUCCUAAAGGUGGCGCCGGCAGUUAGUAUAAGCUACGUCGUCUACGAAAGAUCACGAAAGUAUCUCGGGAUCAAUCCGAAAUAACAUGGUAAACUGGGUAUAACAAGAAAAUGUAUUCCUUUAAGGUAGUAUUAUCUGUACGCACUCUUUUUAUUUUGACUUUUUGUAUUAAGAAUCAAACAAAACAUCAGGUACUACUUUCAUCAAAAAAUUGCGCUAUCCAUCGCAUCCUAAAUGGAAUCAUCUUGU
Liolophura sinensis is the source of this 1539-nucleotide messenger RNA. RefSeq names its product mitochondrial adenyl nucleotide antiporter SLC25A24-like. NCBI's taxonomy places the organism in Eukaryota, Metazoa, Mollusca, Polyplacophora, Chitonida, Chitonidae. Gene Ontology annotation, cellular component: mitochondrial inner membrane. Gene Ontology annotation, molecular function: calcium ion binding. The record is from RefSeq and is a predicted model, not a curated record. Gene Ontology annotation, biological process: transmembrane transport.